CCCCUGGCUGGACGUGCAACCGCAGGUUUAAUUAUUGUAGCAAGGUUUGACCGAAGAGUGUCUUCCUUUUCCAAUUCACUGCCUGUGAUUUAUCGCUCGUUUUGUCUUCCAUGUCUGCGAAAUCCAAUUAGUCCUCAUAAUUGCAUCCGUUGCUUUUGUUUACUCGCUCUCCACAUCUGAACUCGCCAACGGCCGCCACAAUGCACGCGUUGACCAGAUUCAGCGUUGCUCUCCUCGGCCUGGCCUCCUUUGUGCCCUCUGCACUCGCCGUACCGGGCUAUCGUCGUGAUAACUCAGGUCUCGAACCGUACAUAACCAUCAAUCCGGAUGGUGCUGCGUCAACUGUUACGCCAGUAGCCACAACCAUCAGUGGCGUAGCAACGACCAUAAAUGCCUCCCCAAGCGCAACUACAACUGGUGCGGGUGCCCAGCAGACACAAGCAGGCGGCUCAUCCUUCGACGUCUGCCACAACAAAGACGGUCCCAACGCGCCGUUCUGCGUACCUACCAACGGCACACACCUUGAACCCGGCUCCACAUACUAUGUAACCUGGGAUACAAGCGCAUUCCCCGGAAACGCAUCUGUGUUCGUCCUUGGGAAUUACUUCAAUGCCUCUGUUGGCGGCGAGCAAGCGUUUGAGUCAAAAACACUGUCGGGCUCUCGCGGGUGGUACGCCAUGAGUGUCAUAGAUGAAUGGAAACAGGGAUCUAAGGAGAACUAUAUCGAUUUGUUCCUGGCCACCGAAACAGGUGGGAAACGCCUGCCGGGCCCACGGAUAGCAAUUGGCACUGCGCCAGAGGAAGUCGAGUUCAAGCCUACGCAGGUGCCCAAGGGACCGGCACUAUACAUCGCGCUACCGGCAGUGUUUGGGUUCAUCAUCCUCUGCGUGUGCGGCGGCUUCUGGUGGAACAGACACGCCAGGGUCAUUGGGCUGGGCAACGUGAUGGGACGGAGGAAGGGGUAUGGGAUCGGGAAGAGCAGGGGCGAGCGGUUGGGGAUGGGGCGGAAGGGGGCGAUUAAGUUGCAGGAGCGGGAAGCAGAGGCUGGCGCUCCCCUCGAUGCCCAGACGUCGUUCAGGGAUGACACGUUUGACUUUGAGCAGGAGAGGCCGAGGAGGAGGGAUAGCGAUCUGGGGAGCUUGGUGAGCACCCCGACAAGACCCGAGUUCGGGAAUGGCGUGGGGGGAGGGGCAGGGGGAAGUAAUGUAUUCAGGAGUGAGAUGGAGAGGCAGGAGCGUGAGAGGCGGGCUUAAGGCUGAGGGUUGGUGGGUGCCGAGGCAAAGGCGUUUUUGGGCUUGUGUAUAAUGUAGGAUAUAUAUAUACCACUACCACAGUUUGUUCUGUAGGUUCGAUUACAUGGUGUGUGGAGUUCUACUGUAGAGAGUGUAUUGUAAGAG
Molecule: messenger RNA, 1397 nt
Organism: Pseudogymnoascus verrucosus
Lineage: Eukaryota; Fungi; Ascomycota; Leotiomycetes; Thelebolales; Thelebolaceae
Exons: 2
Coding region: 201-1253 (350 amino acids)
Source: RefSeq, a predicted model, not a curated record